AUGGCUCCAGACAAUGUUGAAAAUCCAAGUGCGCUAUCACGCAUUCCGCUGCAGCGAAUGACACAUCAGGUCCUUGUCAAGGACCAAAGAGAAGACUGGGCCGGUGUGACAAAUCGUAGAGAACGCAAGAAGUUGCAAAAUUUACUCAACCAGAGAGCUUACCGCAAAAGGAAUCCGUAUACCACAAGUACAGGCUCGGUUCCAUCAGGCGAGCAAGAGAGGACCAAGAUCUCAAGAGAGAAAGCCAAAAAGAAACGGAUUCUCUUGGGCCAUCUCGCCCAACAAGCACUGGCAAGUUACAUGAUGGGACAACCACAUUUGGAUCAUCUGCCUGGGCUCAUUCACCUCAAUUUCCUUCGCAGCUUGGCGAAUAAUGCAGAUGUACUUCAGCUCAGAGUUGACUGGCUUGACUGCAACGUCAUUUCGCCCUUUGGCUUCCUCGGUCCACCAAAACCUCCAUGUCCUCCACUUGUCCGAGAACGACGCCUUCCAGAAAACCUCGCACCAACUGCCCUUCAGCUCAAGAUGCCCCACCACCCAUGGAUCGACUUGUUCCCACUGCCUCAAAUGCGGGACAACUUCCUUGUAGCUACAACUGAGAAUCUCACUGAAGAAGAUGAGAUCCGAUUGUGGAACGACAUGAUUGAGCACAUGUCAGAUGAUGCAAACAACUCCACUGGUCUAAUCGUAUGGGGCGAAUCAUGGAACGUGCAGAAUUGGGAGCUCACUGAAACAUUCCUCCGUAAUUGGGGAUGGCUACUCCGAGAUUGUCCUCAAAUCUUGGAAUCAACAAACUAUUGGCGCAACCAUAGGGGCGAUGAUCUGUUGACUUUCGACAAGUAA
Messenger RNA from Pestalotiopsis fici W106-1, 843 nucleotides. RefSeq lists its product as uncharacterized. Lineage: Eukaryota; Fungi; Ascomycota; Sordariomycetes; Amphisphaeriales; Sporocadaceae. The record is from RefSeq and is a predicted model, not a curated record. Bases 1 to 843 code for a protein of 280 amino acids. The transcript has 2 exons.